This is a messenger RNA of Rhinolophus ferrumequinum (greater horseshoe bat), 5251 nucleotides long. RefSeq names its product Rho GTPase activating protein 29 (gene ARHGAP29). The coding region runs from base 164 to 4057 and encodes 1297 amino acids. The transcript is spliced from 24 exons. Gene Ontology annotation, biological process: signal transduction; activation of GTPase activity. Gene Ontology annotation, molecular function: GTPase activator activity. NCBI's taxonomy places the organism in Eukaryota, Metazoa, Chordata, Mammalia, Chiroptera, Rhinolophidae. Gene Ontology annotation, cellular component: cytoplasm. The record is from RefSeq and is a predicted model, not a curated record.
GGCGGCGGCUUGGCCCGGCGUCCGCGGGCCGUGGGGGAUGGGGUCAGCGAGCUCCAGCCCUCGGCGGCGGCGGCGGCGUCCGUGAGUGUAAGGCGGGCGUCCGCGUGCAGGACGCGGGAUGGAGCGCCGCGGAUUUCAGUUUUUCUGACUGUUAUAUGAAAGGAUGAUUGCUCACAAACAGAAAAAGACAAAGAAAAAACGUGUUUUAUCAUCAGGCCAGCUCUCUACUGAUGUUACAACUUCUGAAAUGGGGCUCAAGUCUUUAAGUUCCAACUCCAUUUUUGAUCCGGAUUACAUCAAGGAGUUGGUGAAUGAUAUCAGGAAGUUCUCCCAUAUGCUAUUAUAUUUGAAAGAAGCUAUUCUUUCAGACUGUUUUAAAGAAGUCAUUCAUAUACGUCUGGACGAACUUCUCCGUGUUUUAAAGUCUGUAAUGAAUAAACAUCAGAACCUCAAUUCUGUUGAUCUUCAGAAUGCUGCAGAAAUGCUUACUGCAAAAGUGAAAGCUGUGAACUUCACAGAAGUUAAUGAAGAAAACAAAAACGAUCUCUUCAGAGAAGUGUUUUCUUCCAUUGAAACGUUGGCCUUUACCUUUGGGAAUAUCCUGACAAAUUUCCUUAUGGGAGAUGUGGGCAAUGAUUCAUUAUUGCGACUGCCAGUUUCUCGGGAAAGUAAGUCUUUUGAAAAUGUUUCUGUGGAAUCAGUGGACUCAUCCAAUGAAAAAGGAAAUUUUUCUCCUGUAGAACUAGACAGCAUGCUGUUAAAGAACACUGACUGUAUAGAAUUGGCUUUGUCGUAUGCUAAAACAUGGUCAAAAUAUACCAAGAACAUAGUGUCAUGGGUUGAAAAAAAGCUUAACUUAGAAUUGGAGUCCACUAGAAAUAUUGUCAAAUUGGCAGAGGCCACUAGAACUAGCAUUGAACUAGAGGAAUUUAUGCCACUGCAGUCUCUGUUUACCAAUGCUCUUCUUAAUGAUAUAGAGAGCAGUCAUCUUUUACAACAAACAAUUACAGCUCUGCAAGCCAACAAAUUUGUACAGCCUCUACUUGGGAGGAAAAAUGAAAUGGAGAAACAAAGGAAAGAAAUAAAAGAACUUUGGAAACAGGAACAAAAUAAAAUGCUCGAAACAGAGACUGCUCUGAAAAAGGCAAAAUUGUCAUGCACACAACGUCAAGAAGAGUAUGAAAAAGCAAAAUCUUCCAUGAUUCGUGCAGAAGAGGAGCAUCUGAGCUCAAGUGGUGGAUUAGUAAAAAAUGUCAACAAGCAGCUAGAAAAAAAGCGAAGGCUGGAAGAGGAGGCUCUUCAAAAAGUAGAAGAAGCAAAUGAACUCUACAAAGUUUGUGUGACAAAUGUUGAAGAAAGACGAAAUGAUCUAGAAAAUACAAAAAGAGAAAUUUUAACACAACUCCGGAAACUUGUUUUCCAGUGUGAUCUUACCCUUAAAGCUGUUACAGUUAACCUCUUCCAGAUGCAACAACUACAGGCUGCCUCCCUCGCAAACAAUUUACAGUCUCUCUGUGAUAAUGCCAAACUGUAUGACCCAGGCCAAGAAUAUAGUGAGUUUGUCAAGGCCACGAAUUCAACUGAAGAAGAAAAAGUUGAUGGCAAUGUAAAUAAACAGUUAACAAAUCAUCCCCACACUUCUGGAUAUGGACCUGCUGACUCACUAGAGGAUGUUGUGCGCCUUCCCGAUAGUUCUAAUAGAAUGGAAGAGGACAGAUGCUCCAACAGUGCAGAUAUAACAGGUCCUUCUUGCAUAAGACCAUGGACAUUUGGGAUGUUCAGUGACUCUGAGAGCACUGGAGGAAGCAGUGAAUCUAGAUCUCUGGAUUCAGAAUCUAUAAGUCCAGAGAGGCAGACUAGGUGUUUUGAACUCUCCCUUAGUGGCUUCAAGGAGGACACCUUGCCAUGGGUUAUACAGCUAGCAGGAGAAGAAGGAGACUUUCAUCGAAAACUUCCACGAACUCCGUCCAGUGGAACCAUGUCUUCUGCAGAUGACCUAGAUGAAAGAGAGCCACCUUCCCCUUCAGAAACUGGACCCAAUUCACUUGGAACAUGCAAGAAAACAUUGAUGUCAAAGGCAGCUCUCACCCACAAGUUUCGCAAAUUGAGAUCCCCCACGAAAUGUAGGGAUUGUGAAAGCAUUGUAGUCUUCCCAGGUGUUGAGUGUGAAGAGUGUCUCCUUGUUUGUCACCGAAAGUGUUUGGAAAAUUUAGUCAUCAUUUGUGGUCAUCAAAAACUUCUAGGGAAAAUACACUUAUUUGGAGCAGAAUUCACACAAGUUGCAAAAAAGGAACCAGAUGGCAUCCCUUUUAUACUCAAAAUAUGUGCCUCAGAGAUUGAAAAUAGAGCCUUGUGUCUACAGGGAAUUUAUCGUGUAUGUGGAAACAAAAUAAAAACUGAAAAGCUUUGUCAAGCUUUGGAAAAUGGAAUGCACUUGGUAGACAUUUCAGAAUUUAGUUCACAUGACAUUUGUGACGUCUUAAAGUUAUACCUUCGACAGCUUCCAGAACCAUUUAUUUUAUUCCGAUUAUACAAAGAAUUUAUAGACCUUGCAAAAGAGAUCCAACGUGUAAAUGAAGAACAAGAGACAAAAAAGGAUAGCCCCGAGGACAAAAAAUGGCCAACGUGUAUAGAAAUAAACCGAAUUCUUCUAAAAAGCAAGGACCUUCUAAGACAAUUGCCAGCAUCAAAUUUUAACAGUCUUCAUUACCUCAUAGUACAUCUUAAGCGGGUCGUAGAUCAUGCAGAAGAAAACAAGAUGAACUCCAAAAACUUGGGGGUGAUAUUUGGACCAAGUCUCAUUAGGCCAAGGCCCACGACUGCUCCUAUCACCAUCUCUUCUCUUGCUGAAUACUCCAAUCAAGCGCGGUUGGUAGAGUUCCUCAUUACUUACUCCCAGAAGAUCUUUGAUGGGUCCCUACAGCCACAAGAUGUUGUUGGGUGUAGUACAGGCGGUGUUGCACCUCAGGUGGAUCAAGGCUGUCUUCUGAAGCCUCCGUUAUCACCAGAAGAAAGAGAACUAGACCGUUACAUGAAGUCACUGUUUUUUUCUUCAAAAGAAGAUAUCCACAUAGCAGAUAGUGAAAGCAAAAUUCUUGAACCAGCUACAUCGUUUGAGGAAUCAGAACGAAAGCAGAAUGCAUUAGAAAAAUGUGAUGCAUGUCUCAUUGACAGCAAAGUACAUUUGCUUGUAGACCAAGAGCUUGAAUCGGCAUCACAAAAGGUGGAAGAUGUUUUUAAAAGCUCCAAGCCACUUACUCUGAAAUCCGACAGGGAAACAAACAGUGUUGUUGAGAGGUAUACUCCAAGGACCAAGAUUAGACCUGCAAGUUUGCCUGUAGAUAGACUGCUUCUUGCAAGCCCUCCUCAUGAGAGAAAUGGCAGAAAUACGGGGAAUGUAAAUUCAGACAAAUUUUACAAGAAUCCUACGUUUGAAGGAGUUUAUAGAAAAGACACCCCUACUAUUUGUUGCAAGUUUGAUGGCUUUAACCAGCAAACUCUACAGAAAACUCGGGAGAAACAGUAUGAACAAAAUGACCUCACUGCAAAGACUGCAGUGAUUGUGCCCAGCGCGCUCCAGGAGGGAGGAGUGCUGACCAGCGUCAGGGUUGGUGGGGACCAUCCACUCAGCGCCACCCAGCCCAGUAAGCCAUACACAGAACCAGCCAUGUCAGCAAGACAGGUGUCAGAGAGACGGUCCUCUGACUCGUGCCCUCCUGCUCCUCUCAGAGCACCCAGAACACUGCAGCCCCAGCACUGGACAACGUUUUAUAAGCCACGUGCUCCCGCGGGUAGUGCGAGAGCGGCUGAGGAGAAACCCACAGCAUCCCCGCCAGGAGUGCCUCCUGGCUCCGCUCACAUCCCUCAGGGGCGUGCGCUGAAAUCAGUUCCAGACUCCGAAAAUGCACCGGCUUGUCCCGUGCAGCCACUCGGUAAGCCUAAGGAGAACUCGGAGGAGCGUGACCUGCCUGAUGUGCAUCCGCCGUGUCAGAGACCACGGCUUAAGCGAAUGCAACAGUUUGAAGACCUGGAAGAUGAAAUCCCACAGUUUGUGUAGGGUUGUCAAAAUUCAGCUUUUCUUUUUUAGUUGUUUUGUUUUGUGGUAUUGUGUUUGUUUUGUGAAAGAAUUUUUGACAGGGCCCCUUUUGUAAAGGAUUGCCAAAUUGUGGAUUUUGCUUUUUGUCAUUGUAUUGUAUUAUCCUGUGUUAUAUUGAAUAGUAGAAUAUUUUGAUAGGGCCACAUUUGUGCCUCACUGGAAUUACCUGUAUUUCUGAAGUUGUGAAUAAGUAGGUGGACUCAUAUUUUUUAAAGUUUAGUUGAUUUUCCUCAUAAAAUGGUCCAUUUAAAUGCAUCCCUAAUAUAUAGUUCUCAGCUAAUAGGUGCAAUUGGGAAAAAUCAGCUUUAUUUUUUUGAAGUGAAACUAUGCUUAUUUAUAAAACGAAUGUUUCUGAAUGCAAGUGCCUAAAAGAUCUUUGUUUAGUAUGAUUGUUUUUUUCACACAAUUUUAUAGUGCAUCUUUGACCAUUGUGCUUUUCUUGUUAUAUAUGUAAACUUUUUUUUUCCAAUUGGCAAUUUACUUAACUUUUAAAUAUUUACAUAAUGGCCAAAAGGCUUGCAAAUCUGUAUUUAAUUGCAUUUUAAUUAAUUGCCAGAUUUUACAUGUGGUAAUCAGUUGAAUUGUACAAAGAAAAUGCACUUAAACCUGUUUCUAAAUUACAUAGUUCAGUUUUAUCUUACUUGGCUUUAGAUGAUUUUAAUACAUUUAAUAGUUUUUCACCUGUUGGCUUUGUUCUACGUAAACUUUUGUUGUUCAACAGUUCUGAACCUUUUGGUAUUUUAUAUAAUGGUCCAAAAAAUGUUUUAAAAUUCAAUGCAUUUCCUCUUGAUAUUGUCUGUUUUUUUUUUUUUAAAAAACCAUCUCUUUUGUAUGAAAUGUUUUUACUUACAAAUAAUUUUAUGUACUUUUUCUACCUGGACUUUUAACCAUUGACAAUGUAUGUUUCAUCUGAAUCGUGCAAAGAUUUAUUUAAGUUGAUUCUAACUAUAGUUCAGUAAACCUCAUUGUUUUGGAAUUUGAGAGGAGGUAUAGAUGAUUUGGAUAUAUUUCAUUUAUAAAAUGCCCAGUUUUUAGAACUAGUGCAGUUCUGUUAUUGUCUGGGUUUCUUCAUUUUGCCUAAAAUAGGAUAUAAAAGGGACAAAAGAAUAAAAUAGCCUCUUUUUGUAUAUGUGAACUGUUUGUAGUAAAUGCUUU